Leptidea sinapis is the source of this 3465-nucleotide messenger RNA. Its product is annotated as U2 small nuclear ribonucleoprotein auxiliary factor 35 kDa subunit-related protein 2-like. Gene Ontology annotation, molecular function: metal ion binding; pre-mRNA 3'-splice site binding. Lineage: Eukaryota; Metazoa; Arthropoda; Insecta; Lepidoptera; Pieridae. Gene Ontology annotation, biological process: mRNA splicing, via spliceosome. The coding region runs from base 165 to 917 and encodes 250 amino acids. The transcript is spliced from 6 exons. The record is from RefSeq and is a predicted model, not a curated record. Gene Ontology annotation, cellular component: U2AF complex; spliceosomal complex.
UUUAAAACGGUAGUUGGUACCGUACUAUUUAUUUAUCACGUAAUUAAGUUAAAUAUAAAUUAUAAUAUUUCUGCUUGCAAAUGUGGAUUGUGGCCUAGUAAUUCUAAGUUUGUCAGUUAUAUAUUAUAGUACAGAAAGUACCCUGUGGGCUUUCAAAAAAAAUAAUGGGAAGACACAGGGAUUGGAGAAAAAUUGCCAAGCGGGAAAGAAGACGAAAAAUUCGUAAACAUAAUGCCAAGAAUAGAGAUUGCUGGCCUUCUCCAUCCUGUAAUGAAUAUAAACAAUGGAUAAUUGAUCAAGAACUUUUAGAACAACAAGAAAUUGAACAGAUUGAAGAAGACAAUCGUAGAGAAAAUGAAAAAUGGUUGCAAGCUGAACUUAUUACAAUCACAAGGAUUAAGAAAUUUGAAGCAGAGAGGCAAAGAAAUCUUCAAAAACAAUUAGUAGCUGAGGCUAAAAUGCGAGAGGAAUGGGAGGAAGAAAAGUUGCGAAGAGAAAAAGAAUCACAAAGAUUAAAACAAAUUGAAGAAGAAAACCUUGCAAGACAAGCAAAGUUCUUGAACAGCUUAGAAGAGUUUCUGAAUGGCAACUUAUCAGAACCCCCCGAGGGGCUGUCAACAUACCGUGAAACUAAACCAAAUAUGGAGCUAUGUCCGUUCUUUGUCAAAACAUCUUGUUGUCGUUUUGGAGAUCAAUGUUCACGAAACCAUCAGUAUCCUGCGAUUAGUAAUAUACUCCUAGCAACAAAUUUCUAUGUCCAUUUUGGAUUAGAGAAUGCCAAUUUUAAUGAGUAUGACACAGAUGUAAUGUUAGAAUAUGAGGAAAGUGAAACAUCCAGGCAUUACAAGGAUUUUUUCUAUGAUGUACUACCUGAAUUUCAAAAGCAUGGAAAGAUUACACAAUUUAAGGUAAGGUAAUAUUAAAGAAGAAAAGCAAUAGAUGAAACCUCAGUACAACUGUCAUAGUUUGGAUGGAUGAAGCUAUAUCAGCCGUACAAUUGUAUUGUAUCCUUUAAACAAGAAUCGUAAUAUUUUCAUUUGUGAUACCAUAUCUAUCUCCAUACACUACUCCAUACAACUACAUGGACUUUGUUUUCACUCUAAGUACCUACAAAAAAAUUGUAUAUUACCAUUUUUCUUUACUAAUAAAGGCAUAAAAGGGCAUUUAUUUUCUCAAAAUUGAUUCCUUUAGAACUCUUUUUGAUGUCAUUUCUAAUAUUACUAUUAAUAAUAAUAAUAUUGACACACUUUUUACACAAAUUAUCUUGCCCCAAAUUAAGCAUAUAGCCUGUGUUAUAGGUUGCAAGACAACAAUAUAUUUAAUACAAUAUACUUACUUAAACAUACAUAUAAACAUACAUAAAUACUACUAAGUAAUUAUUUUUACUAAUAAUUUAUUUGAUCACUUGAUCAGUCUAUUAAGACAUUGUCAGCAAUUUGACCUCUCUCACAAUGUCUUGCAUGUACAAUAGAUAUUUAUGCUCUUGUAUCUUUAUGCCAGCCAACAAUUGCAUGCAAGCAUGGGGAUUACUUGAUCACCCAUGCUCAUUUGUUAAGUAUGGCGACAACUAACAAUUCUUGCAACUUGCUGCGAAUAAUUUUUUAAAUAAUUCAUUAGAUACCAUUUAUUAAAACACUAGCUGACCCGACAGACGUUGUUCUGUAUAUAAUAAAUAAAAUAAUGUUUUUAUAUGAAUUUGUCAAUAAAUAUAUCAUAACAUCAAAAAUUACUUCGUAAAAUAUGCACCCUGCUGUCGUAAUGAAAUUGUUUCACAGCAGAACUGUCAAACCGUGCGUCAAUAAAUUCUCUCAUAGAAAUUAUGUAUGGACACAUCAAAGGAAAAACAAAUUUGUUUUUUUGACUUAAUUUAGCAGCAUUUUCCUAUUUAUUCACCUUUUAAACCUUCUCUGGACUUCCACAAAUAAUUCAAGACCAAAAUUAGCCAAAUCGGUCUAGCCGUUCUCGAGUUUUAGCGAGACUAACGAACAGCAAUUCAUUUUUAUAUAUAUAGAUUAUGAAUCAUCAUAAUCAUCAAGAAAUUUCACUUGCUUCACAUUAAUGUCUGGAUAAUCCUUGUGGAAGCACAAGCAAGUGUUUUGGAUGAUGAAGCUUUUUAGAAUAAUCUGCUUGCUGUAUUUCCAAACCAAACUGACUUAGAGACCUAAGACAGCCAAGCUGAGAGCAUAUUCCCAUUUCAUAGACCUGCAGGUCAUAACUUGCCCAUUUGCCCCUUUUAUGUCCAGAGCAGCUCGAAUUUUCGGGGACCCAGUGCUCUGUGAACGGCUGGAUCACUUGGCGUUGCGUAGAGACGUCGCUUCAUUGUGUGUCUUCUACCGCGUUUAUCACGGGGAGUGUUCCGAAGAGCUGUUUAACCUGAUUCCUGCCGCUGAAUUCCACCUUCGCACGACACGGCAGUUAGGAUAUCAUCCACACCAUCUGGAUGUGUGGCGGUCCUCCUCAGUGCGGUUGUCAAGGAGCUUUCUUCCACAAAGCUGUGAAAUGACCUUGUGUGGUGUUUCCGGGACGAUUCGACAUGGGUAACUUCCAAAAAAAGCGCUAACACCUUCCUUGCCGGCAACGCUCCUGUGAUUCCUCUGGUGUUGCAAAAGAAUGGGGGCGGUGAUGAUCACUGAACACCAGGUGACCCGUACGCUCGUUUUUCCUCCUAUUCCGUAAAAAAAAUACUAGCUUCUACCCGCGAUUUCUUCCGUGUUGAAUAGUUACCUAAGGCAUUUUUUUUAGAAUACUUUUCUAAUAAUACACAUACAAACUCCCCUUUCCGCUGCUGGUAGAGUUCUUCAUAUUAUUCAGCUCAUAUCCCUUGUUUUUGUGGACAGUCUCUUUAAUAGUAUUUCCCUGUAAACUUUAAUCUCCUAUUUCAUCCCCAUGUAGGUCAAAGUUUCAUAAAUGCGCAAACAAAUGUUUAUAAAUUAUUUCGUAUCAAGUGCCUAAUAAAAAUUUUCAUGGUUUUAUCUUUGAUAAUGACGAAUUUCCAUACAAACUGCCAUCCCAUAUUUCAACCCAUCCAUUUAUUUUUUUUGCAAUUAAAGGUAGCCUUAAUGGCCUAAAUGUCCUUUUUCAAGCUCUAGUCUAUCUCUGUACAAAAUUUUAUCAAAAUCAGUUCAGUUAAUGUAACAAACAAACUUACAUUCACAUUUAUAAUAUUAGUAGGGACUUUAAAUGUUGGUAAUGAUGAAACUAAUAAAUAAAUUAUUAAUUGAAUGGAGAUUUUAAUUUGAGUCUUUUUUCAUAUGAACAAAUUAUACUUAACAUAUUGUUCUCAGGCACUUUAAGCUUUAUCUUUCAGCCAAUAAGGUGUGUAAUAAUUAUGAGAAACAUCUACGAGGGAAUACAUAUGUAGAAUAUUUAGAUAUCCGGAGUGCUGUACGAGCUUAUCGUGCACUGCAUUCGCGGUGGUAUGGUGGCAGGCAGAUUACCCUGCAAUUUUGCCAAAUAACUUCGUGG